CUCUUCCCCAAUCAUCCAGUAUUCCAGGCGUUCUUCCCUCUCCCGCCUUUGCUAUUUUUCUGCUGCUCCUCCACCUCUUCUGUUAUGUUCUAUGCAAUGUUUAACAUGGACACUUUGGCUUAGAUGUUUAAUUAGUACAUGCACAUGCUUUGUGUAGGAUGUCUUUAUCUGAGCCUCAAGUUGAUGCAACCACUGAGCCUGAGAGUCAAUUAAAGAGGAAAUCAAGUGAUAUAGGAUGGGAAUGGGGGCGAUUAGUUGAUCCAAAUGAUAAGAACCGAGUGAAGUGUCUGCUUUGUGGCCAUGAGAGCACAGGAGGAAUACACAGGUUCAAACAGCAUCUUGGUCAUGUUGGUAGUGCUGUUGCAAAGUGCAAGAAAGUGAGUGAUGAUGUUAAGGCCAAGUGCAAGAAAGAUUUGGAAUCAGCAAUUCAAAAAAAAAAAAGAGAAGCUGCAACAUGAUAGAGAUGUUAGAGACAAUGUGCAAUUGAUUGAUGAUGAACCCACAUAUGUGCAGUCUCUUGUUGGGAGCUCAGACUCAGUAAGCAAACUUGGCCCCAUGGACAGUUUUGCUCGUCGCAUUGAUCCUAAAGCAAAUCAAGCUGAAGCCAAGAGGCAACAAAACAUUAAUGAGCCUCUUUGGAAAGAGAGAACACACCAGGUGCAGCAAUAUGUUGCUAGAUGGGUGUACACACAUGGUAUUCCAUUCCAUGCUUGUGACAAUGAUGAGUUCAAGGAAAUGGUUGAGGCUAUUGGUCGAUUUGGCCCUGGUUUUCAGCCACCAUCUCAACAUCAUUAUAGAGAGAAGCUGCUAGAAGAGGAGCAUGCUAGAACUAAAAGCUUGCUGCAAGACCGUGAAGACGAGAAGAACAAGUAUGGCUGCUCUGUUAUGACCGAUGCUUGGACAGAUAUGAAGAGGAGAAGCAUCAUGAACAUUUGUACACAUACCACUGCAGGGACAAGUUUUAUCAAGUCAAAGGAGAUGUCAAAUGUGUCACACACAAGUGAGGUCAUAUUUGAGUUGGUGGAUAAAGCAAUUCAGGAUUUAGGACCGGACUCAGUAGUGCAAGUUGUCACGGACAAUGCUUCUAACAAUAUGGGAGCUAAGGCAUUGUUGCAUGACAAGAGGCCUAAUAUUUUUUGGAGUUCUUGUGCAACUCACACAAUAAAUUUAAUGCUACAAGGCAUUGGCAACCUUCCAAGAUUCAAGAAGAGAAUUGACCAAGCUAAAUCAUUCACCAUCUUUGUCUAUGGUCACCACCGCACCUUGGCAUGUAUGAGAUCAUUCACAUUGAAGAGAGAUAUUAUAAGACCUGGGGUAACAAGAUUUGCUACAGCCUACCUUACUUUGCAAAGCAUGAUGGAGAAGAAAGAUGACCUUAGAAAGAUGGUUGUCGAUUCAAAGUGGUAUGACUUACCCGAUGUGAAGUCUAAGAAGGGAAAGGAGGCAACAGCAAUGGUGUUAAGCAUACCAUUUUGGAAAGGUGUGUCACUUUGCUUGAAGGUAUUUGAGCCUCUUGUCAAACUUCUUCGUUUGGUAGAUGGGGAUGUGAAGCCAUCUAUGGGUUUCCUCUAUGGAGAACUAAUCAAUGCAAAGAAGGCCAUUAAGGAAGCAUUUGGAAAUGUUGAGAUAAAAUACAAAGAAGUUAUGUCCAUUGUUGAGAAAAAAAUGAAAAACAGGCUUGAUUCCCCACUGCAUGUGGCUGCAUAUAUGCUGAAUCCAUACUAUAGUUACACCAACAGCAGCAUCUUCUGUGAUUCAACCAUUAUGGAAAAAUUCAUGCUAUGUGUUGAGACAUUUUAUCAUGGUGAGGACGAGAAAGCAUAUAGAGCUGUCAAUGAUGACUUGGAUAGGUUUCAAACAAAACAAGGAUCUUUCUCAAAAAAUAUGGCAAGGAGCUGCCAACGCUUUGAUUUCAAUCCAGCAUCUUGGUGGAGGCUCUAUGGGGGUGGAGCACCUGAUUUGCAAGCAAUUGCCAUUAGGAUCCUUUCAUUAACCACUAGCUCAUCCGGUUGUGAAAGAACUUGGAGCGUUUUUGAACAGACUCAUACUAAGAGAAGGAACAGAUUAACAACAGAACGCCUCAACAAUCUUGUCUUCAUCCAAUUCAACAAUAGAAUGUUGUCCAAGAAAGAGAGAAUUUCCCGAAACAAGAACUAUGAGGUGCUCUUGAGUUCUGAUUGUUCAGAAGCUCAAGGAUUUUUCUUUGAGGGAGGUGAUGAACAAGCAUUAGUUCAAAUCAGGGAUGAGGAUGAGGGAGAAAUGCAAGGGACAGGUAUACCAUGGUCUGUCCUAGGAGAUGCAAUGGGAGUAGAGGAUGAGCUUCAACCUCGCAGGAGCGCAAGAGUGGCUAGAGAGGUGGACGAAGAAGAUUGGGAAUCUGAAAAAGAAGAUGAAGACAAUGUGCUUGAGGAUAUUGAUUAUGAAGAGGACAACUGUGAGAUUUCAAACACCAGUGACUAUGUCCAUGUGGAGUAAUGGUGAAUUGCAGGACUGCAGUUGACCUGCUGUUAUGUUUAUCAGUUUAUUUGAAGUUUGAACUAAUCUAAGUUUGUAAUAUUUAUAUUGCUCCACUGCGCUACUAGUGUGUUGUGUGUCAUGAACUAGUCUAUUAUCUAUUUGAAUUAGUUUAAGUCUGCUAUGAGCUGUUAAUGUUUAUUUGUGAAUUGUGAUUAUGAGAUCUUUCUUAUAUUUGUGUUGCUGUUGUUUGGUGAAAGGCUGAAGGAAAGAAGAUGAGAAGAAGAUAAGUUUCUUUUCUUUUAGUCUUCUUGUUGAUUUGUUCAUCUCUUUUACAGUUUAAUCUAUUGUUUGUUGAUUUGUGAUGCUGCUGCUGUUUGGUGAAGGGCUGAAGGUAAGAAGCUGGGAACGUGCAGAAAGGCUGCAAAAACAUGUCUAUUAAUCCAGGUAAGUACCCAUAAUUUCUAGGUAAAACUGUUUUUCUGUGCAAAUAUAUAUUAUAUUGUAAUAUUCCUACAAACGCUUAAGCACGAUUAAUCUAUGCUUAAGCUUUAUAGGCGCUAAGCAGUGGCCUAACGCCCGCCUAACGCCUAGCGCUUAAUAUAACCUUGGUUUGGUUCAGCCGUAAACUAUAAAAAAAAGUUGUUGUGAGUUAUUUGUUGUGAAAAAAUUGUUGAGUUAUCUGCUGUAAAAAGGUUGAAAGUCGUUUGGUUCAAACUGUUGUGAGUUGUCAACUGUGACGAAACUAUAUAUUGUUUAUAUGCACUUUGUUCAACUAUCUCCUAAUCAAUGUACCAAAUUUAAAAAACCGAUUUCACAUUUGUAUUCUUGAUAUUUUUAACAAAUAAAACUAGACGCCACUUGCUAUUUAUUUUUUAUUGAAAUGUAUGAUUAUUUCAUUUAUUCUAAGACUUAAUUAUUUUUAAUCAAAUUUUAUUUUCUAUUUUUCGUAUCUCUUCAUUAAUAUAUUGAAUUAAUAAAUCAAUUUUACCAAUCUAAUUUUAAUAUUUUUUAUUAAAAAUAUUUGGGCAAUUGUGAUUUUACCCCUCAUUUUUUAUUUUACCCCUCUGUUUUGAAAACGAAACCAUUGUUUGCCCCUCCCCCUUAACGUCGUUAGUGAAAAUUAGAAUUAGUGAUUAAAAAAUAAAAAAUAAACGAGUAAAAUCAUAAUUGCAAGGUGAGAGAAGGGUAU
This is a messenger RNA of Zea mays, 3646 nucleotides long. RefSeq lists its product as uncharacterized. Gene Ontology annotation, molecular function: protein dimerization activity. Lineage: Eukaryota; Viridiplantae; Streptophyta; Magnoliopsida; Poales; Poaceae. The transcript is spliced from 3 exons. The record is from RefSeq and is a predicted model, not a curated record. Bases 385 to 2475 code for a protein of 696 amino acids.